GCCUGCAGCAAUGUAAGGAUAAAUUAACAACAGAGGUUAAGAAUGCUGUAGAAAAUGAGGAAACCCUGAAACAUGUGAGAAAUUACUAUUUAGUUUCUAACACAGAUGAUAUAGAUGAGGAUUUUGAACAAAUGAGAAAGCAGUUACUGGUUACUGCGCAAUCAACAACUUCCUGGAAUGAAAGUAGACCCGUCCGGUGGGUUAACCUCGAAAAGUCACUGCUGGAAGAGAUAAAUAGCGGCCAAUUUAUCUUAUCUAAAGCGGAAAUUUUAGAAAUUGCAUCAAACACAAAUCAACCAAUUUCCGAUCCUGAUGAAGUUGAAGCUUUUCUCGUUUAUCACCAUGGCAUUGGUACGUACACAUACUUCAAAGAUUUACCUGAUUAUGUUGUUUUGUUUCCACAGUGGCUUGCAAAUGCAUUCAAAUGUAUAGUAUUUGCAGAUAUAUUUCAGGUUGAGGUAUCAAUUAUAACUGAAUGGAAUCAGUUCCGAACAACGGGACGACUAAGCGAAAAGCUUUUAGAUCAUUUAUUUUCAUGCCAAUCUUCAGAAAUUAAAGAUCAUCGCGAUCACAUUCUAGCGAUGAUGGAGAAAUUUGAUAUAAUAGUUCGUCCUAAAAUUAAGCAGGCAUCAAACGAAAUUGUACAGGAAUCAAAUUACUUUGUUCCUUGUAUGAAAAGGACAAAGGAUCUUGAUGAAGUGAUUGUUCUCUUUAAAUGUGAAUCAAAAUCUUCAUGGUUAUGUCUCGAAUUUGAAUUCUUACCACCGCCGUUGACAACCAGUCUUCUUCUUGCAUACAGUCGAGAACUUGCAGUUGCCUCAGUUAGUCAUUUAACAGGUGAUAGCGAGCUAGUGUUAUACAGCAAUUUUGCAUUGUUUUAUCUAAAAGAUGCUGAAGAUGAGAUGCUUUUAAUAGCGGCUCACAAAAAUAUUAUACAGAUGCAAGUUUGGAAAUGGGGACACAUAAAGCGGUCUUACAGUGCCUUAAGAAAAGAACUCGAUUCAUUUCUUCAACGACUAGGCAGACUCUUUCAGAUGAAAUUGUGUUACAAGACGAAGCUUAAAUGUUCAGCUUCAGCAUUGCCGUGCUGUGUUGGAAUGGAAGAUGUCGAUCAGAUUGAAGAGAAAACACAGUACUUUUGCAAAAUGCAUUCUGAGUUCCAUUGUACAAAUGAGAUUUCUGCUGAAUGGAUCGAAAAUACAUUAAAGGUAAUACAAAAGUCUUAA
This is a messenger RNA of Mytilus californianus (California mussel), 1226 nucleotides long. RefSeq lists its product as uncharacterized. Bases 132 to 1226 code for a protein of 364 amino acids. Lineage: Eukaryota; Metazoa; Mollusca; Bivalvia; Mytilida; Mytilidae. The record is from RefSeq and is a predicted model, not a curated record. The transcript has a single exon.